Castor canadensis (American beaver) is the source of this 1816-nucleotide messenger RNA. RefSeq names its product isocitrate dehydrogenase (NAD(+)) 3 catalytic subunit alpha (gene Idh3a). Gene Ontology annotation, cellular component: mitochondrion. The record is from RefSeq and is a predicted model, not a curated record. Gene Ontology annotation, biological process: tricarboxylic acid cycle; isocitrate metabolic process. NCBI's taxonomy places the organism in Eukaryota, Metazoa, Chordata, Mammalia, Rodentia, Castoridae. Gene Ontology annotation, molecular function: NAD binding; magnesium ion binding; isocitrate dehydrogenase (NAD+) activity.
CUCAGGGGGCGGGGCCACGCGGGGCGGGCUCCGGAUGCCGGCUGCGCGAGCGCCUUGCUGUCGCCGAGGUGAGAGAAGCGGACGCGAUGGCCGGCUCCGCGUGGAUCUCCAAGGUCUCUCGGCUGCUGGGGGCAGUCCACAACUCAAAACAGGUGACCAGAGGUUUUGCUGAUGGUGUUCAGACAAUAACUUUAAUUCCAGGAGAUGGAAUUGGCCCAGAAAUCUCAGCUUCAGUUGUGAAGAUUUUUGAUGCUGCCAAAGUACCUAUCCAGUGGGAGGAGCGGAAUGUCACUGCCAUUCAAGGACCAGGAGGAAAGUGGAUGAUCCCGCCAGAAGCCAAAGAGUCCAUGGAUAAGAACAAGAUGGGCUUGAAAGGACCUUUAAAGACCCCAAUAGCAGCUGGUCACCCAUCUAUGAAUUUAUUACUGCGUAAAACCUUUGACCUUUAUGCCAAUGUCCGACCAUGUGUCUCAAUCGAAGGUUACAAAACCCCUUACACAGAUGUAAAUAUUGUCACCAUUCGAGAGAACACGGAAGGAGAAUACAGUGGGAUUGAGCACGUGAUUGUUGAGGGGGUCGUGCAGAGCAUUAAGCUCAUCACUGAGGAGGCGAGCAAGCGCAUUGCGGAGUUUGCCUUUGAGUACGCCAGGAACAACCGCCGCAGCAACGUCACCGCGGUGCACAAAGCCAAUAUCAUGCGAAUGUCAGAUGGUCUUUUUCUGCAAAAAUGCAGGGAAGUUGCAGAAAACUGCAAAGAUAUUAAAUUUAAUGAGAUGUACCUUGAUACAGUAUGUUUGAAUAUGGUACAGGAUCCAUCCCAAUUUGAUGUUCUUGUUAUGCCGAAUUUGUAUGGAGACAUCCUUAGUGACCUGUGUGCGGGAUUGAUUGGAGGUCUUGGUGUGACCCCAAGCGGCAACAUUGGGGCCAACGGGGUUGCCAUCUUCGAGUCGGUUCAUGGGACGGCCCCAGACAUCGCCGGCAAGGACAUGGCAAACCCCACAGCCCUUCUGCUCAGCGCUGUCAUGAUGCUGCGCCACAUGAAGCUUUUUGACCAUGCUGCAAAAAUUGAGGCUGCAUGCUUUGCCACAAUCAAGGAUGGAAAGAGCUUAACAAAAGAUUUGGGAGGCAAUGCAAAAUGCUCAGAAUUCACAGAAGAAAUCUGUCGCCGAGUAAAAGAUUUAGAUUAAAGCUUGUGCUGAUGGUAGUUGCUGCAGUCACUCCUGAUGGCUCUUUAGACCAUCCCCAUAACGUCUGCAUCUGGCUCGCUUGUUUCUUGACAGUACGUUUUUAGAUCUGCCUUUUCUUAACAAAAUCCAUGCAGGUCAUGUCCCUAGGCCUGCUCUCAAAGGACUUUUUCCAAGUGCUUGUUUUAUUUAUUAAAUGUCUAUUUGGUAAACAUUUUUUUUGUAAACUGUAAGAGGACUGUAUCAUUUGCUGUCGUUAACCAUUUUACACUUCAGUUAAAGUAGUUUUUCCUCAGCUGUAAAUAUGAUACAGAAUUAAUAAGAAAAAACAUCUAACUUUUUAAACACAUUCCCUGUUUUCUUUGGUUUAUGAAAAAUAUGGGAAUAAAACAGAAUAUUGACAUAAUAGCACAAAAUGACAUUCUUAUAAAAUCAAAUGGGCACAAGAAAAAUUUCCUGGAAAAGUUCACAUCAAAAAUAGCAGAAAUUAUGUAUUUCUUAGUGAUAUGGAAAAUAAAGACAUAUCCGUCCUUUCCAUGAAGUAUUAUGAAUAAAAACUUCAGAUCCAAGAAAUAUGUAAUGAGCAAUGUAAUUUUUGUUAAUAAGAUAUAGGUGAUAUAUUGGGUAUGAAG